AUGUCUUCAAUUGAACCUCAACAAGUCGGAGUUCUUGAAAGUUCAAAUAAUAGCGGAUAUUAUAUUUCACAUCAAUACUUCCUUGGGCUUAUCCGUCGAGUAGAUCCAUCUCUUGUCCUUGAUUUCAUGUUUACGAUAGUCCCUGGUUUGAAUGGUGAUGGUAUCAGCUUUGAAAGCACAAACUAUCCAGGUCAAUAUUUAAGACAACAAGAUUUUUGUAUCAAGCUUGCCAAAAGCAAUGGUUCAAGUGUAUUCAAGCAAGAUGCCUCUUUCGUCAUUGUCUCAGGUGAUAAUGGUGGUGUUUGCUUCCAGAGUGUCAACUAUCCGGAUUACUUUAUUAGACAUUGGGCUAAUAAUGAGUUGUGGAUUGACCCUAAAACAACCGAUUAUCGCUAUAAAAAAGAUAGUACCUUCAAGUAUCGCAAA
Molecule: messenger RNA, 426 nt
Organism: Entrophospora candida
Lineage: Eukaryota; Fungi; Glomeromycota; Glomeromycetes; Entrophosporales; Entrophosporaceae
Source: the annotation of a GenBank genome assembly